This is a messenger RNA of Moneuplotes crassus, 3738 nucleotides long. The record is from the annotation of a GenBank genome assembly. Lineage: Eukaryota; Ciliophora; Spirotrichea; Euplotida; Euplotidae.
AUGAACAAAAGUAUAAUAGAUGUUGUCGAUGAUACCAGACCUUUCUCUGCAGAAAGGCCUCAGGAUGCCCAACGGCACUUCUCCCCAAACUCGCUCCACACUCUAAUUUUUAGUAACAAGUUCAGUGUCAAGAGGUCGAACAGGAGCAGCUCUAUUGCAAGAAGGAACCUUGCUUCUGAAGGGAUGAGAUAUCGGUCUCUGAAGGGAAACCAGAAGAGAACUAUUACAAAUCUGAAUUCUACUCAGCCAUCCAUAGCUGAAUUCAACAGCCCUCAAGCGUUUAUGCCAAGAAGAGUUAUGCAGAAAAGAAGGAAAUAAAAGUGAAAACCUGAGGCUUAUCCUCUCACCUUCUGUUAGAGCAGGUUCUCAGAACAAGAGAAAAUCAUCAAUCGUCUCAGAAGAGACUACUCGAGAAGAUAAUCUCAUGAAUGAGAAACUCAACCCGAAAAUAGUCGAAAGAUGGAUUUCAAAUACACUUGAGGAUGCUAAAUAUUUAGACAUCCCUGGAAUUAUUUCAAAUCCGACUUAUAAAGAAGCUCUUACUAGACACAGUAUCGACAGAGUCAGGUAUAUUCAUCAUAAAUUACUCAAUAGUUUAUCAAAACAUGGCCUUGGGAAGCACUCAGUUGAGAGGUUAUACAAAGGCUUAUUUGUCUAUUCCAUUGGAUUCAAUGAGCUAGUUAAAAAUAUUACAAAGAAGUCCAGUAAUCACUUCCUAAUCCAGCGCUCAAUAUGGAAGGUAUACUCAAUCUUACUUGAAUUCUGCUGAAAGUCAGAUUACACAACUCUUAUCGGUCAAGUGACUCAGGAAUAUCUUGAAAAUGAGCAGAAAAUGAAAGAAGAGUUUGAAAUAAAGCAUAUGGAGAGCCAAACCUUUGCCAGAGAGAUCAAAACAAGAUACGAAGAACUUAUAAAAUCACACACUAAACUUGCACAAGACCUCAAGUCUGAGAAGGAAUCCUUCAAAGAUUUGGAGAAAGAUUUUGAGGAAAAAAUGAAAAUUCAUGAAGAAGAAGUCUCUAUCAGGCUCAAAUUUGAGAACAAAUUAAAUGAUCUCCAUUCUUUGCACAAGCUCUUGCAGAACUUGAAGAGCAAGAGAAAGUCAGCCAGGUUACAUCAGUCAAAAUAGUUGAUCUUGAGAAAGAGCUGAUCAAAGUAAAGGCAGAUUUGUUGCAAUAAAGGAAAAACUUAACACCGCCCUUGAGAAUAAAAUCAAAUCGUUAGAAGUUCAAAUUGAAGAAGCAAACAUUGAACAAAUCACUGAAAAUUAUACCAAAAAGUUAGAAGAAUUAGAUGAGCUCACUCUCAUUGCCAAGAAUGCAAAUAUAGCUGAACGGGAAGCCAACAUGAAACUUGAGACUGCAGAGGCUCAUUCUCGAAAAGUUAUGGAUCAACGGAGGAAGUUAGAACUCGAUUACAUGAACGUUAGUAAAGAAAUGCAAGAACUUAAUGCUAAUAUUGAGACAAAACUUCAAAGUAUCAAGGUACUUGAGAGAGAAAAUACUAAUUUUAAAAUCAAAGCCAGUCAAGAUGAGAUCAUUAAGAAAGAGCAAGAAGAAAGAAUAGACAAAUUAUACCAAAUCAUUGAAGAUAAUAAGGAGAAGAUAACUACAAUGACCAAGAGUAAUGAGUUACUACAUGAAGAAUUGAAACUAGCCAAAUCUCAGCUUGAAAACAUGAAGGAAGAGAAAACCAAUCUUGAGGAAAAACUUGAGUUAUUGGAAAAAGAUAGAUUAGAAAUCAAAGAUCACUCGGAACAACUCAAGAUCUUCGAACUAGAGCUUUAUAACAAAGUAGUUGACAAAGAGUCCCAGCUUUCUGUCGCGAAUCGAGAAAUAGAUAAACUUACCUCACUAAUUUCAUCUUUUGAAAAGUCUCAACAAAAGUUAAUAAGGAAAUUAGAGAACUCUUCAAAGUCGUUGCAGAGUCAAGUAAAGCAGCACUCUGACCAAGUCGCUUCCUUGAAUACAAUCAUAGAGGAUCAGGGUAUUCAGAUUAAACUCCUGCAUUCAAAAUUAGAUGGAAAACAAGAGUACAUGAUAACACUACAAGCAGAAAAUAGUCAGAGCCAAGUGAAGAUUUCUGACUUAAUGCAUAAGAUAGAAAGCUUGGAGAUGUCUAGUUCAAGCUUGAAGUCCACUAUCAAAACCCAAAGCACUGACCUGACGGAAUUAACCUCUAAAAUGAAAAGAAUCAAAACGAAAUGUCAAAACCAAGAAAGGACAAUUACUCAUUUAACUCAAUAUAAAGAGAAGGUUGAGGAAGUCACUAAUGCACAGAUUCAAGCCCUAAAUGACGAAAUCACUCAUCUUAGGAACUACGGAGAUAAAGAGAAGGAUAGGGUCUACAUGACCUAUGAAGAUAUUAGGUCUCAAGCUUAUGAAUACAAGGUGAUGUGUACUAACCAAAGGGAGGAAAUUAGGCAGAUCUCAGAACAAGUCAUCCUCCUGACGAAUGACAAGAUAUUGGACACUGAGAAAAUCACUAAUCUAAAGAAAGAAGUGGGAAAGCUCAAACUUGAUCUUGAGAAUAUUAAAUCUGAAAAUCUUCAUCUUGACAUCAAAGUCAAAGACAAUAGUGACAUGAUAGAGUUCUUAAAAUAAGAAUCUUGAGUUAAAGAGCAUGGGACUUGAAGAGUACUACCAAAAGUAUGUAGCUGUCUAUAUGGAGCAUUACCAUCUGAAGAAUAAACAUACUGUGCUGAGCAACAGAUUCGCUCAGUAUGAACUUAUUAUCAAGACAAGUAAAUCAAUGUUAGAAGCUCUGAGAAAUCGAAAGAACGCUAAAGUACAAACAGACUUUGUCAAAAACCAUGAUAUUGCCAUCAUGACUAAUCUAGUGUGGAAGGAUAUCUCCAGAUCUGGCAUAAUACCUUCUGUAAGCAGUAAUAGAUCCGAAUUGAGUCUUUAUCCGAACUACAAAGCAGAAGAAAAUAAACAGAAGAUGUUUAAAUCAGCAAUGUCUUACAACAAAGACCUUGAUCAUGAAGCCAAUAAGUUGAUAAAAUUUGAUGAUUCUGAUGGGCAGUUUCAACUCCCUAUAGUCUCCCAGAAAACUCUUGGAACAGGAGAGAUUUUUGGAGACUCUAAAGUUAAAUUCUCAAUGAUGGAAUCCCAACUUAGUAGCAUUAAAAAGGUUGUUUCCAGAUAUGACUCUAAAAAUAGCUCAGAAUCUGCUGAUGAACUUGGAGUUGACCUCUUCGAAACUAUAAACCAAAUUGAGCAGGGAUACACAAAAGAGAAUAGUUCACAUAAAAAUAAGAAAAAGAAAAGGUCUAAAUCAAUUGAUAUAAAGAAGACCCAAAACAAUAGAAUAGGAGUUAGAGCUGAGCAAAUCCUCAAAACUAGUCCUUCCCUUCCAGAUUACCAGGUCCAGAAAAGAAAGCCUUUAAUGAGAAAGAAGAUGCAGAAAAAAUCAACCCAAAAGCCUAGUGAGAAAAACACUGUAGUGACAAAGCCCUUAGGAAGUACUAAGAAAAAGCUAGUUCUGCACCCUAUGGGUACAAAAAGCUUAAUUCGCGAUGGCUCUUCCACCCAAAACCCUAUAACCUCCGUUCCUAGAGAACCUAGCAAGCCUAUGACCACCAAGCAUUUAAAAACCAUCCAAAAUUUGCCACAAGGGGAUAAUCCCCUUGAGACUGUGAAUCCGCCUAAGAUAAUAAAAAAGAGAACCCAGAAGUUGAACAUGAAGAGUAUGAUCAGAAGUGCAUAUUCACGCAAGAGAUAAGCAAGUUUAAAU